Messenger RNA from Anthostomella pinea, 4548 nucleotides. Lineage: Eukaryota; Fungi; Ascomycota; Sordariomycetes; Xylariales; Xylariaceae. The record is from the annotation of a GenBank genome assembly.
AUGGCCUUCAGCAGCUUUGGCAACACGGGAGGCGCCGGUGCCGGUGCAGGUGCAGGUGCUGGUGGUAUCUCGCGGGGCCCUCCUCUGCCCGAGGUCCAGACUGAAGGUCUUGGCUUUUUGUCUCUGGCUGGAGAUGCCAAGCUGCGUUUAACCUCGCCUUGGUCUCCCACGCCGUACCCGAACGCCUCGCUGGUUAGCAUCGCCUCGCGGCAGGGACUGGUUGCUGCCGCCGGUCCCGAUGCUGUCGUUAUAGCUUCAACCCAAGCUGUGCGAAAGGCAUUCGAAAGCCCCAAGGAUGGCGAUAGUGAAAUACGAUCUUUUGAGCCUCAGCUGAAGCUUCCUUUGCCCGUCCGGAUAUGCCAACUCGCCUUCACCGCCGACGAGUCCUACCUGAUCUUGUCAGCAGAGCAGGGCGGCGGAUUGGCUGUAUACGACGUCCAGGCUCUCCAGCAGGGCUCAACAGAGAGUGCCUUCCAGCUACCCACUAAUGGCGAGGCCCUCAGGGCUUUGGUACCGAAUCCUCGCCCAGAGAAGGGCGAGCUUUGCGCCGUCGUCACCAACGAGGGCAAGCUCCUGAUGGCGAAUAUGAAGGAGCGCAACUUUGUACAAGGAGGUAACGGCCAGGUCCUGAAGGAGCAGGUCAGCUGCGUUGCUUGGAGUACCAAGGGCAAGCAGCUAGUUUCCGGCCUUGGUGACGGCACCCUCCAUCAGAUGACACCCGAGGGGGUAGUCAAGGCUGAAAUACCGAGGCCUCCUGAGCUGGAUUCAACUUCUCACGUCUCAACACUACUCUGGCUGGAGAACGAUGUGUUCUUGGCUAUUCAUAUAUCUACGUCGGGCGGCUCACCACAGAGCAUAUGCCACUUGAUCACAAGACAGGGGCAGAGCUUCCAGUUCCAGAAGCUGAAUGACCCAGUCGAACCCUACACGGCUGACACGAUGCCUCACCACACAGCUGUGCGGCUGAAGGAUUUCCCCCCAAACCUACAAGAUUUGCUCAUAUUCUCCUCGACGGCUGUCCCCGAUAUUGGUCUUCUUGCCCGGUCGAAAGCACCGUUAUCGUCCGAUGGUCCCGCAAAUACAUUCACCAACAUCGAGCUGGCCGAUGACUCCAAGCGAGCCACCUUACCCAUGGAUGAUAGCAUGGAAAGCCCUCCUCCGAUUGGUACCGCCCUUGACCUGUCUAGCAAGGACAGUGUCUACAAGCCCAUCCCUACCGAUGAAAUGGAGCAGUCUCCCGGUCCGUUGCCCGGUUAUUGGGUACUCAAUGGCCAGGGGAUAUUGUCUAUCUGGUGGGUUGUGUAUUCCGAGUCCAUCCGGAAUGGCACCAUAUACCCGGGGCUUGCGGCCGUCGAAGGAAAUACUGCAGCUUCUGUUCCACCCACAGCACCUCAAACGACUCAGACACGCGCGUUUGGUGCAUCGAGCACCCCGGCCUUUGGGGCUGCACCAGCCGCUACGACACCAGCGUUAGGGGGCAGUUCGGCCCUGGGCGCGAAAAGCUCUCCUUGGGGCGGUCAACCGACAAGUGCAUCGUCAGGCGGCACGGGCGGCGCCGCGUUUGGAUCGAGCAGUUUCGGCACUGCCGCCGCUUCCACGGCCCCCAAGUUUGGGGCACCUUCAUUUGGCACGUCUAGCUUUGGCACACAUGGUGCGGCGGCGGCGGCGCCUGCUUUUGGGCAGUCUUCGGGGCCAGGUGCCAAGUCAUCGCCGUGGGCCUCUGGAUCUGCCUCAUCAAGCACUCCGGCCUUUGGUCAAUCUGGACUCGCUAAUAAUUCCGGUGGUUCUGGAGGGCUCUUUGGCUCCUCUGCCCCUAACAAUGCGGCGUCUAGUGGUGGCUUUGCGGGUUUCGCGAGCAAAGGUGGAUUUGCCUCACUUGGAUCAACGAACAGCUCGGAUGCACCAAGCAUAUUCGCUUCCGCGAAAUCAAGUGCGCCAGAAGUUUCUAUGGAUGCGGAUUCUAGUACUUCAUUCCCACCUCCAAACUCAACAGCAACUGCAGGAACUAGCAAUCCAUUCGGCUCACAGCCUUUCAAGUUGACCUCUAGUUUUAAGCCUGAUCCGAAUGCAAAAGAUGAAGAUGCCGCGAAAGCCGAAGGCAAACCCUCUACUGGGGAACAGUCGUUAUUUGGCACAGCAUUUGCCUCCUCCAUGAACGAACCGACGGGAACAACAUCGAAUCCCUUCGGAAGUAAGACCCAGAGCGUUUUCGGUCAGCCAGCAUCAACUUCCAGGGCAGAGUCUACGACGCCUACAGCAACACCUGCACCGUCCAAGUUCUUAUCUCACGCAACUCAAGCACCGACGACUGGCGGACUGUUUAGUUUUCCUCCGAAAGGAUCCAGCAGUCUGUUCGGAUCUCCUUCCCAGACGCCGAAAGCCGAAAUUCUCCAGGUCAAGAUCGAGCCUCAAACUCCCAAGCCGGAGAUCGUCCCAGAAGAUGCACCUCUGCCCCCAGAGUCUACCAGUAAGGCCGCCUAUCCAUUGGGCGAUUCAUCAUCCUCAUCCGCUACCAUUGCAGAUACCCCAGACGCAGCCGAGGCAGAAGAUGUGCCACUACCAUCCGACUCCCCUGUGCCGAUAGCAAAGAAGACGGAAAACGCGCAGCCAGCGAACGCGACGGCGGCGCCUGCUAAUGAAGCACCACUACCCCCAGAUCCUAUCAGGAAUAAGAGUGCCUACAAUUCUCCGUUACCUGCACUACCCGGUGUUGCUGCAAAGCCUAAUCCUGCCAGUGGGGCUCCUCUGCCUCCGGAUCCGAUUCGCAACAAGAAGGCAUACGCGGGCGUACUUCCCCCACUACCUGGUGUUGCCGCGAAACCGAAACCUGCGAGUGAGGCGCCUCUGCCACCCGAUCCUGUGAAGCAGUCGACAGCGUACGAGAACAAGCUACCGGCUCUCCCUAUUGCGAAACCACCAUCUUCUGUAGCCGGACCUGGCUUCAAGUUCCCAACGAACCCUCUUCCCGUCGAAUCUGAUAGUGAUGACGAUGACUUUUCCGACGAGGACGAAGCCACCGACGCCGCCAGCGAGGGCAGUGGUGUCGACGUUGCGAAAGACCUCAGUCUCUCCGUGACAGGUAUAAAUAAAACGCCUGGUUAUACGCCGCAAAGCUGGUUCGAUGGAUUAGCAGGGAGCUACUCUACAACAUCUCGGCCAGAACAGGAAAGGAGGAGCUUGUUUGGUGAACUAGGUCGUACUGCUCCCGUCUUCCCGCAACCAAAUCCCAUUAGUCCGCGUUCACCAAGCCCCGUGCGAGGUCCGGUGCCGGCGAGAGUGUUGGGCAAAGAACAGCCGCGAUCUUUCAGUGCGCCCGGCAUGGCAUCCCAGAUACUUGGCACUUCUAGGAGACCGCAAUCACGGUUGGGAGCCUCCAUCGUGGGAAAAGAUGCUGCCAUUGAAGGCGCUAUCAUCGAGCAACAGCGGAAAGCCAAAGCGAAGAAGGAAGCCGAGGAGACCCAACUGCUUGUGGAUGAGGAAGACGACGCCGUCCAGAAGAUACUGAGAACGGAUGUUGAACCUACUGUACACCUUGACGAGUUCAUUGCUCACUCAAACGUAGCACCCCCAGCUGGUGAUAGUGUACCGGCGCAGGUUGAAGCUGUCUACCGCGAUAUCAACUCCAUGAUUGAUACUCUCGGGCUGAACGCCCGAUCGCUACGCGGAUUCAUCAAGGGCCACGAAGAGCUUGGCUCAGACGAUCGUGCGAGACAAGAUCUAGCCUCGCCCGAGGAUUGGACUCUAGGCGAUAUCCAGUGUCUGACACAUAUAAUUGACCAGGAUCUUAGCGAAGCCUUGGACGAGGCUAGGGUUAUCGAUGUGGAGGAGAAGUUGGCAGAGAUCCAAGAUCGGCAACGAGAGCUUGCCCGUGAUCGCAACAAGCAGGCCGACCUCAAGAAAAUCAUUGCCUCGAGGUUGGAUCCAGAACAGACUGUGGCGACCCGGGCCCAGCCCUUGAGCGCAGAACAAGCAGCGCAACAGAACGACCUGCGACGGGAAGUCCGGAAGUUUCUCACGCUCCUUGCCACGGCCGAGGAAAACCUGACCUUCCUCAAGGCCAAGCUCGUUUCCGCCAACAGCGCCAAUGGCAAAGGAGGGCCGACGCCCACCAUCGAAGCCGUUGUGCGCACCAUCACCAAGAUGACCAGCAUGGUCGAAAAGCGCAGCGGCGAUGUUGACGUCCUCGAGAACCAGAUGCGGAAGCUCCGCCUGGGAUCGAGCGGGCCGGCUGGCAGUCGCGAAGGCUCGCCGUUCGCCACGCCCAAGAAGCUGGGAUCCUCCCUCCUUUUCACACCCGAGCGGUCGGUGCGUGAGGGCAGCACACCUCUGCGCGGCAGUGCCAUGCGGCACUCGCUCUCGGGGUCCGUCUCGAGCAUCGGCGGCGGCAUGUUCCGCACGCCGCCGCGUAAGAAGCUGGCCGGAUUCGGAGACUUGGAAAAGACAGCCCUCAAGGAGAAUCGUGAGCGGAGGACGGCUCUGUUGGGUAAGCUAAAGAGCAGCCUCCAGAAGAAGGGCCCCGGUGUCUGGGCCAUGGACGAUAUUGAGUAG